Messenger RNA from Cladocopium goreaui, 2463 nucleotides. Lineage: Eukaryota; Dinophyceae; Suessiales; Symbiodiniaceae. The record is from the annotation of a GenBank genome assembly.
AUGGCGGAACUCAGUGAGAUCCUUUCCCGGCCUUGGUUGGAACGCGCCUCAGCUUUUUGGCGCAGCGCCGGCAGCUUCUCAUGGCCGGUGCUCUUUGAUGCGGAAGGUCCUCCUGAUUUCCGGGCUUCCACAUGGAAGUUGGGCUAUUCGAUGGGCUCCAAGUUGUUCUGGGAAGACUUUGAAGAUCAACCACAAGCCGAGCAGCGAUACCGAGAACUUUGGUGGUCAAAGGUUUUAUUUGACCCUGAAGGCCACGUUUUGAAGUGCUGUAGUGCCGCCUUAGAUCAAAAAGGCGUUGGGGUGGCCAGACUGCUCCUGGCUGCGCGUCUCACCGAUCUCACCGACGCCUGUCCAGUGACGGCCAUGGAGAGCGGCGCGGUGCCCUUCAUCCCCGCCGAGCGCCUGCCGGGCGUUCCGCAGGCCUUGCAGCUGCUCUGGGAGAACGUGGUAACGCGUGCGGCAAUUCAAAAUUCAAUCGAGUGGUUCGUGGGCAAUUCCAUGUGCUACUUCGACGUGGACCGCUUUCCGGGCGUCAUGAACCACGUGGCCCUGACCAUUGACGACGUGCCCUGCCGUUUGGGGCCUCGCAACUCCAUGAUCAAGCAAGUGCAGAAACUCCUCAAGUCCUACCAGGCACAGGCCACCUUUAUGCUGAUGGGCAAAUUCAUCCCGGGCAACGAAGCCGAUCUAGUUUCUUUGCUGAAAGAUGGCCAUGAAUUUGGAAACCAUGGCUUGGUGGACAAGAGUUACUCCAAUGACUCUCGUGAGGAUUUUGAGGUGAGACAGUGCCAGGUCGCUGUCGACGAAUGCUCUCAGCGAAUUCGCGCGUUGCACAGUGCUGCAGGUUUAUCGCAGGAAGCUGUGAGAUGGUUUCGAGCCCCACACGGCAAACUCAGUGCUGUCAUGACGGAGGUCCUUCAGAGAAAAGGCUUGACCAACGUCAUGUGCGAUACCUAUGCAUGCUGUCCGGUCAUUCAAGACGCAGAUUUCAUCGGCAAUUUCCUCGGGAAACAGGCAGAGCAUGGCUCGAUCAUCCUCAUUCACAUGCCCGAACGCGGCUUCCGAGAAUGGUGUCUCCGUGGUCUCGAAGAGUUGCUAAAGCAACUCAAGAGUCGUGGCCUGCAGCCAGUGAGUGUAGGCAAGUUGGCCCAGUUGGCCGGCGACAAAAAGAUGUCACGUUGGGACGUUGGUGCGACUCGGCGCUUCGAGCCGUCCGAGGCGGCCACAGGUCUAAUGAAGACCAAACCAGCGUACUUCAACCCAGUCGACAUUGAGGCUGCAAGGCUGCUGAUCCGUCAACAAGUCCCCAGUGCCAGCGCAGGGGUGCAGGCGUCCAAGAAGGUGGCCGGCUGGCGCUCAGACUUGUUGGAGGUGGUGAGACAGGUGCCCAGCGACUUCACCCCGGCGGGCCGCGCGGCACCGGUCUUGGAGUCACUGCGGAAGCUGCAGCUGCUGGAGGUGCAGCAUGCCGAGCUUCUGCAGCAAAGAGAUCAGGAGUCGAAGGCGACUGCAACUGCCGAGGAGAUGCGCGAGUUGAUGUUGCUCUACGACUCUGAGCUCGAGGCCGCAGAGAGUCGGCUCAACGGCUUCAGUGAGAUGCUGGAGCAGGAACUGCUGAUUUUUCAGCGCGAGGAGUUGCGCGGCGAUCGCUUGGAGGAACUCGAUGCAGCGGCCAAUGGUCGCGACGCCGUAUUGGAGUUAAUGCCUGGUGUGGGGGGACAGGAGGCUGCCUUGUUCACCGGCGAGUUAAUGAAUAUGUAUGAACGCUUUGCAGAGCAGCGCGGCUGGCAGUUCGAGGUGGAGUCGCUGAUCGAAGUGCAACCGGAGGGUGCUGUGAACUUCGCCUCCGUGCGUAUUGCAGCCUCGAAUCAUGACGAGGAGAAUGCGCCUUUCGGGUGGUUGCGCCACGAAUCGGGCGUGCACCGCGUCCAGCGCGUCCCGGUGACGGAGCGCAAGGGCCGGAUGCAGACCAGCAGCGUGGCGGUGGUGCUGCUACCGGUGGCUGAGGAAGCUGACGUGACCUUGUCCCCGUCGGAGGUGCGGAUCGAAAUCAGCAAGAAGUCUUCGGGGCCAGGAGGACAAAGCGUGAACGCCGCGCACCAAGCGGUCCGUGCCACGCACCUCCCUACUGGCAUCUCCGUGCACUGCACGUCCUCGCAGUCGCAGUUUGAAAACAAGACUCGCGCGUUGGACAUGUUGCGCACGAAACUCUUGGACCAGCAGCUCUGCGCCCGUGCAGACUUCGAACGGAGCGAGCGCAAGGGCCAGCGGGGCACCAAGGAUCGCUCGGAGAAGAUUCGGACCUACAACUUCCAGCGAGACGAAGUGGUUGAGCUGAGCCAAGCGAAACAAGAGGCAUGGAAGAGCCGGACCAUCGACUGCCCAAAGAUCAAGGUGGUUCAGGUCACUCUGCAAGUGACUUGGUCAGCGUAUUUGGCCGGGCGUCUGGAAAGAUGGGGAUGA